Messenger RNA from Phyllostomus hastatus (greater spear-nosed bat), 2302 nucleotides. RefSeq names its product TSC22 domain family member 3 (gene TSC22D3). Bases 386 to 988 code for a protein of 200 amino acids. Gene Ontology annotation, biological process: regulation of transcription by RNA polymerase II. The transcript is spliced from 4 exons. The record is from RefSeq and is a predicted model, not a curated record. Lineage: Eukaryota; Metazoa; Chordata; Mammalia; Chiroptera; Phyllostomidae.
GCUGGAGAAGUCUCCGCCGGCCGCCUGGAUGUAAUUUAUAUGUUGUCACGACCCCUUGCGGGCUCCUAGUUGUGCAGCUCGUUCACUCACUCUCGGGGCUACUGCCACCGUUCAGCCGGCACCACUCAGGGGAGCCUGAAAGCUGGCGAGCCGACGAGGGAGGGAGUAAAGAGAAGAGAACGAGAAAGGCGCGCCCAGACUCUCCCUCUGCCCUGCUGCCCGCCCAUCCGGCUGCCACAGGUCUACCCUGAGUCCCGCUCACACUUUGGAAACUUGCUAGCCUUUUCCAGACACCCUGGAGUUUCCUCCCGCCAACCCCCCAUCGGACGCGCACCUGCCAGCUGCCACGGACCUGGCAGGCUGGGCAGCCCCCAAGCCUGAGAAGAUGGCCCAGCCCAAGACCGACUGCCGCUCACCUGUCGGUCUCGACUGCUGCAAUUGCUGCCUGGACCUGGCCAACCGGAGUGGCCUCCAGGGAGACAGCGGAGGGGAGAACAACCACCCAGGCAGCCCCACAGUGAGUAACUUUCGGCAGCUGCAGGAGAAGCUGGUCUUCGAGAACCUCAACACCGACAAGCUCGACAGCAUAAUGCGACAGGAUUCGCUAGAGCCUGUGCUGCGGGACCCCUGCUACCUGCUCAACGAGGGCAUCUGCAACCGCAAGAUCGACCAGACCAUGCUCUCCAUCCUGCUCUUCUUCCACAGUGCCUCCGGAGCCAGCGUGGUGGCCAUAGACAACAAGAUUGAGCAGGCCAUGGAUCUGGUGAAGAAUCAUCUGAUGUAUGCUGUGAGAGAGGAGGUGGAGGUCCUGAAGGAGCAGAUUCGAGAACUGGUGGAGAAGAAUUCCCAGCUCGAGCGUGAGAACACCCUCUUGAAGACCCUGGCCAGCCCAGAGCAGCUGGAGAAGUUCCAGUCCCGUCUGAGCCCUGAAGAGCCAGCUCCUGAAACACCACAAUCACCUGAGGCCCCUGAUGGUUCUGCAGUGUAAGUGGCUCUGUCCUCAGGGUGGGCAGAGCCACUAAAGUUGUUCUACCUAGUUCUUUCCAGUUUGUUUUUGGCUCCCCAAGCAUCAUCUCACGUGGAGAACUUUAUACCUAGCAUAGCUGGUGCCAAAAGAUGUCCCAAGGACAUGGCUACCUGGGUCCACUCCAGUGACAGACCCCUGACAAAGAGCAUGUCUUUGGAGGCUGAGUUGCAUGGGGCCUCGUCACCCCAAGCCAGUGAGCCUCUAAUGCCACCAUGCCCUGGGCACUCCCAGGGCCCAGGCAACUUUGCUGUGACUGGCAGAGGAGAAAGGUAGUUUGAGAUGUGAUGCCAGUUUGGUCCAGAAAGUAUAAGGGGGUCUGCUUUUCAUUUCCAUGGACAUCUUUAACAGCUUCACCUGACGACUGUCCCUAUGAGGAAGCCAUUUGUGUUUUAAGCAGAGACCACCCUCUCUCAUCCCCUGCCUCACCAAGGCAGGGCCAAAGAUGGGGAAGAUUGAGCCAAGUCAGCCUUCUGUUGGUUAAUAUGGUAUAAUGCAUGGCUUUGCACACAGUCCAGUGUGGGAUUACAGCUUUGGGAUGACCACCUACAAAGUUCUGUUUGGUUAGUAAUGGCAUAGUUUUUCUAUAUAGCCAUACUGUCGUAUAUAUACCCAUAGGGCUAGAUCUGUAUCUUACUGUAGUGAUGUAUACAUAUACACAUACACCUACAUGUUGAAGGGUUUAACCAGCUUUGGGAGUGCUGACUAGUCCUUUAUCUCAUAAAGCUAAUUCUUUGACUGUGUUCAUUUACCAGAUUGAUCCAGUUUGUCCUUUAGGUUAAGUAAGACUAAAAGUAAAGGCAAGAAGAGGGCCAGCUUCUGAAUGCGGCCAUGAUGCCUUGCUGCUGCAACCAUUGCCCCAUCUAUCCACUGAAGACAUGUGAGGUCCUAUUUUGAAUGCCAAACCCACCAUUCACUGGUGCUGACUACAUAGAAUGGGGUUGAGAGAAAAUUAGCUGGGACUUCACAUUGUUAUUCAAAAACUUUUUUUCAUGUUUGUGGAAAGCUUUCAAGUGAAGAUUGGCUUGCUGGGGUGGUUGUUUGUUUGUUUGUUUGUUUGUUUGUUUUUGUGGACAAGGGAUGAACAAGGCAGUGGCUUUGACCUGGUGGUGCCUGGGUGAUGUGCUCAGGGAACUUGUCUCUAGGAGGUUCUGUGGCAGUGAACACUUUCCACUUUCUGACACCUUAUCCUGAUGUAUGUCUCCUGGAUUUGGAUUUGAAUUCCUCAAAUGUAGCUUAAAAUUUCAAUAAACUUUGCUCUUUUUUUCUAUAAAUAAA